AAUACAUUACAUUUUUUAUUUAAUCGAAGUUCAAAAUUUGUUAAGUUUGGCCCAGGAGGGAGGGAGCAUAAAAUUUGGAAGUAUUCAAAAUGAUCCGGAAUCUCAUCCCCAAAACACAAAGAAACCUAUGAAGACUUUGUUAGAAAUUCUUUAUUUUUGUUAAGCUUGGAAGAUUGGAUGCAUGUUGUUCUUGACUUGUUAUCAGACACUAUCGAAUCUCAUGUAUGCUAAAAUGUCAAAAAAGGAAGUUCAUAUGGCUUGCGGCAUAUUUGAUCAGAGUGCUAAAACUGACGUGGUUAUAUGGAACAUGAUGAUCUCUGGGCUCAACAAGUGCAAAAGGUUCAGGGUAUCUAAGCAAUUAUUUUUUGAAAUGGAGGAGAAGGGAAUAGUGCCCACUGUGGUUACUCUGGUUUCAUCACUAUCUGCUUUCUCGGAGUUGAGCGACUUAGAUUCCGGGCAGCGUGUGCACCAGUAUGUAAAAGACUGUAAAGUUGAAUCAACUUUAAUUCUUGAUAAUGCUUUGAUGGAUAUGUAUGCAUGCUGUGGGGAGAUAGAUUCUGCUCUUGAGAUAUUCCACGGAAUGAAGCUGAGAGAUGUUAUAUCAUGGACUUCAAUCAUCAAAGGGUUUAUCAGUUCAGCUCAGAUGGAUUCAGCUAGAACCUAUUUUGACAAUAUGCCAGAGAGGGACUCUGUUUCUUGGACAGCAAUGAUCGACGGGUACGCCAAAGAAAACCGGUUUAAGGAUGUUUUGGCUCUUUUCCAUCAAAUGCUAGCUGAAAAUGUGAAACCGGAUGAGUUCACCAUAGUUAGCGUUCUCACUGCAUGCGCACACCUUGGAGCACUUGAGCUUGGGGAGUGGGGAGUUUUAAUGUUUAAUUGUAUGCCCCAAAGAGAUAAAUUCACUUGGACGACCGUGAUUGUUGGCCUUGCGGUCAAUGGACAUGGACAAGAAGCUCUAGAUGUUUACUCCCAAAUGUUGAGAUCUUCGGAAAAGCCCGAUGAUGUCACCUAUGUAGGCGUUCUUUGUGCUUGUACUCAUACUGGUAUGGUUGAGGAAGGAUGGAAAUUCUUCACCACCAUGAAAUCACAGUAUGGAAUUGAGCCUAAUGUAACACACUAUGGCUGUUUGGUUGAUCUUCUAGGACGAGCUGGGCGGUUGAAUGAAGCUCUCAAGGUUAUUAAUAAUAUGCCAAUGAAACCAAACUCGGUUGUCUGGGGAGCUCUUCUUGCUGCUUGCAGGGUCCACAAAGAUGCAGAAAUGGCAGAAAUGGCAGCUAACCAACUUCUUAGGCUAGAACCCACAAAUGGAGCUGUUUAUGUUCUACUGUGCAACACAUAUGCAUCUUGCAAUAAAUGGGAAAACCUAUGUCUGCUUAGAAGAAGAAUGAUGGACGAGGGGAUCACAAAAACUCCAGGGUGUAGUGUGAUAGAGAUGAAUGGUUUCGUCCAUGAAUUCGUGGGGGGUGAUCAAUCACACCUUCAGCUCAGAGGGAUAUAUUCAACAUUGAAUGAGGUAAUCAAACACUUGAAGAAACUUGCUGGGUAUGUUCCUGAUACGUCAGAGGUUUCUCUUGACAUUCGAGAGGAGGAGAGAGAGAAGUCUGUUUUAGGGCAUAGUGAGAAGUUGGCUGUUGCAUUUGGGUUAAUGAGUUCCAGUCCUGGAGUCACCAUUCGUAUAGUGAAAAAUCUACGGAUGUGCAUAGAUUGCCAUCGUUUCGCAAAGUUGGUUUCAAAGGUUUAUGAGAGGAAACUAAUACGAAGGUAUUGUGCACCCGGAAACAGAAAGUGGUGCUCAAAAGGUUUCGGAGGAGGUUCUGUAACAAUUCUCAAGGGGGGAAAGGUUGAUUCCAAAAAGUUUCAGUUAGUCGAAACUGGUAAUGAAGUGCAUAUAAAGAGGUCUUCUAAGGAAAGCACCUUCUUCUCAUGGAGAGAAAUCAUUGGAAGAGCUACCCAUCCCAAGUUCAGUAAAAACUCUUUAUGAAUAAAGUGGAAGAGUAUCAACCCUUUUCAGAAAUACCCUCUGCUCUCUUAUGGGAAAUUCUGGGUAGAGUUUCCAUUAAGACGUGUUUAACGUGUAAGCUUGUUUGCAAACAAUGGCAUCGUAUCGUGAACAGACCAGAGUUCUCUUCUUUUCGUUGCAAUCUCAAACCCUCCCGGUUUAUGAUCUUGUUUCAUGACAACUCCAGCGCCGGUAGGGGGUUUAGUUUCGAUUUGGUUGAGCUUGAAAAGACUUUGGACGCCGAUGAUUCGGGUAAUUUGUCUGUAUGUGUUAACGAUCUGAUUAGGUUUAAGCCUAGAAUUAACCAACCCGUCCAGUAAGAUAUGGUCCGUCAAGUCUCAUUGCAAUGGGGUUGUUUGUUUCGUAAAUGAAAGAGUAAACUUCUUCAUAUGCCAUUUGCUCACGGGGCAAAGUGUGAAGUUAGAGAAUCAACUGUGGAAUAGGUU
Messenger RNA from Cuscuta campestris, 2445 nucleotides. The record is from the annotation of a GenBank genome assembly. NCBI's taxonomy places the organism in Eukaryota, Viridiplantae, Streptophyta, Magnoliopsida, Solanales, Convolvulaceae.